CAUAGACUCGAUGUGCACCCAGACCCCUAGCAGCUCUCAACAGGAAGUGAGAAGCACACCACAGCACUGACUUCAGGUCAGUUUCAAGAACUUAACUUCCCAUACAUUAGCAUUAUCAGAGAAAACAACAGGACUGGUGUCAGAUCAGGACCACUUCAGCCCACAUGAAACAGUGACACUUCCUUGUGUAUAAAUUUGACAGCAUUUCUCCUCAUGCGUGCUUAUUAUCUGGACAUGAAGUGAGUUCCUGGCAUUCAGAGAGAAAGAAAAGCCAGAUGUGGAAGUCUUGUAAAAGACUCGCCUGGAAUUUUUUCAAAACUCAUCAGAAGACACUAAUCAAGCCUAUGCAGAGAAAGUGAUGUGUUCAUUCAUCAAUUCAUAAGAGAAACUUAUAACAGAGUAAACAUGGCAAACAUGUUCCCUUGUGUCAGUGCACUUUAGCCUUUUCUACUUUAUUAAGCUGUGCGUGUUUUAGCAGAAAUACAGUGAGUGUCCGUGACACAGUUCAUGAGAAGUGAGAAAGCCGCUAAACCACUUUCAGACAAUACACUGCCUGUAAAAAGGACAUUAUAUAUAUAUAACACAGUAGGCGCACUUUUUUUGUGUUUACUCCCACCCACAGCAAACACUUCUAGAUUAAGAGACCUCAGACUCUCAGUGAGUGAGUGAGGAAGUGUUUUUGGUGUCUUGGACUUGAUCGUCUAGUGUUGACUCCACAGUCUGAGUCGAGCUGUAGCAGGACAAACAGUCAUUCACUAACAGCAAUGUGGGACUUUCAAGGAUAUCGUGUUUCCAGCUUUGGAGUGCUAAUGUUUGGAAUUCUUCAGGGUGUGUGUGUUGGUUUGGCUGACACAGUGAUGGUGCUAAAAGUUGGGAGCUCCCUGGAUCUUCCUGUUCAAUACCCAAUUGAAUCAGUGUUAUUGGUUCAGUGGGUCUUCAAUGGGAAAACUUUUGCUGAAUACAGUACAGACCAGAGUUACACACUUCUGGAAUCCCAGUUCAGUGGAAGAUUAAAGGAGGACAAUGAUAGAGUUGGAGUAACUGUACAAGAUCUUCAACCCCAAGACUCUGGGACAUUCUCAGUGACUGCAGAAGACACUGAAACACAGCUUCCAACACAGACAUUUAAAGUUUAUAUUCAAAUUCCCAUAACAACUGUGCAGAUUGAGAAGAAUCAGACGUGGAGAUUGUCCACAAACAGCUGUGAUGUUGAUGUGAAGUGUGCAGCGCUCGGAGCUGAGAGUGUCUCCUACCUGUGGAGCGGCUAUAAGACUGGGAGUGGAGCUCAGCUGCAGUUCAGUCUCUCACCAGCAGAAGGAGCUGUUACACUGAACUGCACUGCAGCUAACAACGUCAGUUCCAGUUCUGCUACAGAGACACUGAGCUGUAGCUCUGAACAUCCAGGAACAGGUGCCAUACCAGAGUAUGUGUUGAUUGCAGUAGCAGGAAGUGCUCUAACUGUAAUCUUCAUUGUGACUGCUGGACUGACUUGUUGGUGGAGAUCUCGCAAAAUUGGCAGUGCUUCUGAAGGGGGUAAUACAGUGUAUGCAGAUGUCAAUCCCGUACCCACCGUGCAGAAAGAUAAGCGAUCUGAGAGUGUUGUAAAUGGAAUGACAGUUUAUGAAACUGUGGACGAUCUCAGAGUGAACCCAGAAAUGACUAUUUAUGCUAAAGUGACACUUCCACAGCAUACAAAGGUCGGUGCUACCUCUUCCUCGCCUUACCAGCAAGUUCUCUAAACUGUAAAAACAUUAAGGAACCUUAUUCUUCAUACUGUUUAUUGAUUUUGUAUGUUUCCUAAUAUUUGUACUGUGUUUUAUUUUUAUAUUAUGAGAUAUACGCAAGUAGUAAAGAAUUAUGAAAUUGUGCACAUUUCUAUAAAGAACAUUAAUGUUCCAGUGUGUAGUGAGCCAGGGUCUUUACCAGUGUUCAAACCUGUGUACAUGAUAUGAUUCAUGACCUAGUGAGCUAGAGAGCUGAUUGAGAUGCACCAUUUGUCUUUUUUUUUUUUUUUUUUUGUAAAUCAUGUCUUGUUAUGGUACACUGUAUUACAUUUGACAGCUAAGAAAAAAUGUGUUCUCCAUCUUCAGUCUUAAUUCUCCGAUAUUUUAGCCGGCCUAAAUGCUACUGAAAAGUCAUGUCAGUCGCUUAUACUCAAGAAAAAUCUGGCAAACUACACACAGGUGAUUUGCAUAAUCUAAAUGGAGAGCGCAGAAAAUCAAUUUAAGUCCUUGUGUAAACUUGGCAAUCCAUGUAAUGUAACUUUAAUUAUAUAACUAUUGAUGUAUCAUUUGAAUUUAUGUCUCCAACUCUGAAUGCAACCCAUUAUCAUUUGAUGUACCAGGUAUUUUCUUCUUUUGUAACAGAGUUAUAUCCAUGGAUUCUAUCCACUUUGCUCUCUUAUUGACUUAUUUUUAGAUUUUCAUCAAGCACGGCUUUAUUUUACUGUCACAAGUUGCCAUAGGUAACCACAUGGUAUGACCCAAUAAAUCGUUUAAUUAAAUUGAUUUAAUAACCCAUGGUUAGCAUGGCUUUGGCUGUAUCUAUACAACAAUAAUAAUCUCAAUCAUCACAUAAUAACCAGAUUACACAAUAAUUAUGGAUUAAGUCUGCUAUUCUUUAUUUAAGCUUGCACUGCCCCUCCUGACCUGCAAGAGUCAGUACAUCACAGUAAAGCAGGUCUUCUGGUGUAAUGGAUGACAACGAAGAACAACCACAAAACGCAGAACAAUCUCAUACCACAAUUAAUGCACACAUACAAAUCCUUAUACACUCUAAGUCUAGAACUAUACAAACUGAGGUACUUUCUAACCUCUGCUCGUUUCCAUCUCUUCCAUUUUUUUCUUCGACUACCUUGACAAUCAAGGGAGGCAGUAACAUGACAUGUGUUGUAUAUAAAAUAUACAUGAAAUAAACACGAGGGAGGUAUGAGUAGUAUGUAAUUUUAUUGAAAAUUCACUGGGCUGAUGUUCACCUAAGACACAACACACACAGAUAAGCAAGGCCAAACCAUACAUGUAUUUGAUUAGUGCGGCAGGCCUCAGAGCGUAGGUGGACGGUCAACUAAGAGACACACACACACAGAGGCCUAUGCUGCCACGCACACACAUACAGAAGGAAAACAGAACAUUAUAAGAAUAAUAAAAGGAGUAUUCGGAUAUUAUAAGGAUAAUAUAAGGAUUAUAAGGAUUUUAUAAUGAUAUUAUGAAGUAUGGAGUACAGAAAAGGGGGUAAAAUACUUGCAAACAGUAUAACCAGAUAUAAAACAGAAAUGUAGAGCAAAUAUGAAAAGAAAAAAGCAUUAUUAAACAGAAAUACAGAAAAAUGUGAAAGAAACUUACCCCAUAAUGCACUUGAAGGUGAGGAGGAUUCUUGUCUCACGAGAAAAAGUCAGGAGUAACACAGACGAAGGCCUUAAUUUUUAAGAGAGAACCAAGACGGGCCGUUUAUAAGGGCAGUUGUGUCAAGGUGCACCUGCGAGAUAACCGUCGAUAGGAAUGGCUAGGGCCGCGAGAUAACCAUCGAUGGGAACAGCGGACCCCGUGAGACCAAGGUCUCUCCGAAAUGUUGAGUCUCGUACCUAUUGGUAUUAUGGGAAAGCUCUUUCGAAAACCUAAUUGUGUUCGGGGAAGGCUCUUUCUAAAACAUAAUGGUAUUGUGGGAAAGCUCUUUCUAAAACAUACUGGUAUUGUGGGAAAGCUCUUUCUAAAACAUAAUGGUAUUGUGGGAAAGCUCUUUCUAAAACGUACUGGUAUUGUGGGAAAGCUCUUUCUAAAACAUAAUGGUAUUGUGGGAAAGCUCUUUCUAAAAUGUAUUGGUAUCAUGGGAAGGUUCUUUCUAAACAUAUU
Molecule: messenger RNA, 3848 nt
Organism: Ictalurus furcatus (blue catfish)
Lineage: Eukaryota; Metazoa; Chordata; Actinopteri; Siluriformes; Ictaluridae
Product: CD48 antigen
Exons: 7
Coding region: 765-1739 (324 amino acids)
Source: RefSeq, a predicted model, not a curated record